This is a messenger RNA of Amoebophrya sp. A120, 3477 nucleotides long. Lineage: Eukaryota; Dinophyceae; Syndiniales; Amoebophryaceae. The record is from the annotation of a GenBank genome assembly.
CUCUGAGUGCAAUUUUAGGAUGGAGUGGAUGAAUGAGAAUGAGUCGAAUAUUUAUGUGUAUGCAAAAAUGGUCUGGGUGGUUAGAAAGCCAGAAGGUACGGGUUGUACACAUGAGAUUCCCGCCGACUUUCCAGAUUUUUAUCUUCAGAGUGUUCCUGCAAACGCACAGUGUGCACCAAAAAGUCAUACGUCUUUGAAUAUUGAGCGUCAGCAUGCCAUAAAAAGAUUCGUAUUUUUAAGGAAUUCGAAACCAUCAUACCAACAUGUUGUACCGGCGCUUUUGUUUGUUGCGCGGCUUCUGCCAAGUAAGUGAAAAAAACUAGCCGCAAACCGAAGCUUCUUUGCUACUCGCCUCCACGACUACCUGCAAAAGGGCGUUGUAAGUACUUCAUCUGUUUUGAUGAGCGCAGGAGCUUCUAGCUUCCCUGCCGCGAAGGGUAGCCUGACGAUCGGGUCCUUCUUGGAGCAGAGCCGCAGCCAUGAUUGGUCUACAUCCACGUCGCCCUCACCAACAGGCGCCAUUUCGUACCCAUUGGCCUUCCUCGCGGGUGCGGGCUUCAUGGCGGACGCCUAUGACCUGUUUGUCAUCGACCUGGUUAUCGCCAUCAUCCAGAAAACCGGGGAGGACAGCAGUACCUCGAGUCAGGCCCCUGACAAGGAGAGUAAGGACAUGCAGGCUAAGGGAGCCAUUUCCUCGGCGUGCCUGUUCGCCGCCAUCGUUGGCCAGCUGGGCUUCGGCUUCCUCGCCGACUGGUUCGGGCGCAAGAUCCUGUUCGUUCUCACGUGCGUGCUGAUCAUGGUUGGGUGCGUCGGCCAGGCCAGCGCGGGCGCUUUCAACAGCCAGAGCGCAUUGCUGCUGCAGAUUCUGCUCUUCCGCAUCCUGCUCGGAAUCGGCAUCGGUGGCGAGUUAUCCUGUGCAAAAGUAUCGCACUCGUAUAAAUGCAAGUCUUGCAUUACAAAUCUUGCUCUUAAGGUAAAACUGCAUUACAAAUUUUAUUUCUCAUGCUGAGGAAAUUUGUAAUGCGUUGUUUAUACGAGUGCGAUACUUUUGCAAUGCAUACGAGUACCCGCUGGCGGCCACCGUCACCAGCGAGAAGGCCACGAAAACGGAGCGCAAGCGCACGCUGGCCGUCGUGUUUUCCAUGCAAGGCUGGGGCCAGCUCCUGUCGGUCUUGGUAGUGUAUGGUCUGCUGCAGGCCCAGGGCAUGUCACUGUCGACCGCGUGGCGACUGUCGAUCGCGGUUGGCUGUCUCCCCACGCUCAUCGUGGUUUACUUCCGGGUUAAGAUGACGGAAACUGAGCCGUUUCGGAGAAGCAGAAAGGAGGAUGAGCAGCUUGAGGCCUUGAUGUUGUUACGAGUGCAAAGAAGACAUGUAGAGGUCGAGAUGGGCGGGAGGAAUAUUUUUUGGAAGAGUGGGCUCCAGAUCAUGUCACCUUCCUCAGAUCAUCCUUAAGAUCUUCGUUGCUGCUACCUUUUGUAGCAUCGCUCUGUUACUCAGACCGACGCAAGACAGGAUCUUGCUACUUCACCUCCAAAAUGUUGUAAGUACCUAGUGCAUCAUACUUGUGCAGGUGCACUUCCCAUGAUUACAAGUGUCUUGGCGGAUGCAUCAACUUGAUGCCCUUGUCCAUCAUGUCCUUGUCCCUCAUGUGCAUUAGAGCACAAAAGAACCGCAACCGUUUGCAGUAGCUGAGGGGCUCUGCCCCCCAUGCAAAGAUGAACGCAGAUCAUCUUCGCACUUCUUACACGUACUUAUACAGUAUUCUAAUUCUCCUGGGUCGUUUUUUUUUGCAGCUCAGCAGCGCAGUUCGAAACAUUUCCCCCUCCUGCUCCCUCCUCGGUUUCUUUUCCUUUCCAUACAGCACACACAAGUCAGCGUCGCCAACAUCCGGAGAACACGACGAGCAAGACGAUUUACCAGACACUUUCACUUACGACCCCCCCGUGACAGGCACAGGCUCCGGAGGUGGUCCUCCUGCCGGAGCACUGACGUCAACGACCAGUGCCGGUGGGACAAUACGGGGGCAAGAAGAAGGCGGCAAGGCACUCGCUGCUCUGUCCUCUCGUCACCAGUCCGCGUCGAAUAAACGCCCUUCGUUUGGGAGGCAGUUGGCGAAUCAGUGGAAAAUCGCUCGCACCGCGGGACUAUCAAAUGUAAAAAUGUCUGGGUCUGGAAGAAUGCAGCAAGAUUUGUCAUGCAUAUUUCAAUUUCUCAUGACCCAUGAUGCGUGUAAUGCAUGCCCUAGCAUCACAAGUUUUUUGAGGGAUUCUUGAUGCCCAUUCCGCAUGACAAAUGCCCUCUCCGCGUAGCAAAGAUUAGACUCUGUUUGCUGCUCAUGCAACGCAAAUUUUUUAGACAUCGAAACGCAGCAUCACAAGUUGCAUUCUUCCAGACCCAGACACUUUUACAUUUGAUAGGGCCUCCUGCCGGUGCUGGUGGGAACCAGCGUCUCGUGGUUGCUGCUGGACGUAACGUUCUACGGCACGAAUCUGUUCAAGACCGACAUUGGGCAGCAGAUUUUCCCCGACGACGAAGAUGCCAGCGUACGGCACGCCCUGCAGCUGAUGACGCUUCGGGCUUCCAUCCUGGUGUUCGCCGGUCUGCCGGGCUACCUGGUCACGAUCUUUUACGUCGACCACAUUCCGCUCCAGAAGUUGCAGUUUUACGGGUUUGUCACCCUCGCUGUUCUCUUUCUGUGCGGAAGUCUUGCGCGGAUCGGGGGCCAGGAGAUACUCACCUUCGUUUUCAUCAGCGCCACCGUCUUCUUUUCCAACUUCGGCCCCAACGCCACCACCUUCAUCCUGCCCGCCCUGGUGUACCCAACGCCGGUGAAGGCCACCUGCCACGGCUUCUCCGCGGCCAUGGGGAAGGCGGGGGCGGCCCUCGGGACGUACUUGUUUCCGACCAUUGUCACGCACUUCGGGCUCGCCACGGUGCUACAGUGUUGCGCUGCCGUCGCUCUCGCCGGCGCGAUCGUAACCCAGAUAUUCAUCCCCGAGGAGGAUGAAAUUUCGAACGAGGAAAUGCUUGUGUCGUCAGCCCCCGCUUCGGCUCUCCUAGAGCCGGAAAGUUUCAUGGAUCAACGAGCAGAAGUGGGUGGAGGUGGCAGAAAUAAAGGCAAGACGCACGAGCACGAAAGAAGUAAUCGAGCUUGACUACAGGAGAAGCAGUCCUGAUGAUGAUGUAAUCAAAACUGAAAGAUUGAUCGUUUCUGAUGUCCCCGAGGUUUGGCUGAUUCUAUUUUCCACUUUUUCCCCUCGUCGCCCGGUUAAAUCUAAAUGAUGGUGGAACUACCACUGGGCCACAGGAAAAAAGAGACAUACUAUACUUAUUUUGUUUUUGGUUAUUUAGUUUGAGGGACAUUACGACGAAACAGAAGACAGAAAGCUUUUUGCUGGCAAAAGUAGAUGACGCAACAAGAGCUCCCGAAUCAUACAUAUGGGGAGCACCUUGGGAAAACUUACAACAACUCGAC